AGUACGGUGCGCAUGCGCUCGCCACACUAUAGUUGAAAGCUGCUGUGUGCAAACGUCUACAAUGAGGAGCGUGUUAGUGUGUUGUGUGAUUCUAACGAUCACAAUAUCCGCUUCGUGUUUCACAAGAAAAUCUCACCCAAUUAAAGCAACACAGAUAAGAUGCAAUAAGAAAUUAAUGAAACGAGAUGCAGUAGUAUUAUUAGAUACUCCACCUUUAGAUAUAGACCCAGUUUAUAAAAUACAUCCUAUAAUAGCAUUCAGACGGCUAUCAAGAUCUAGGUUGACACCCCGGCCUAUACAGUCUCCAAGAGUUCACAAGUCAACAAAGAAAUACAGGAAACCAAUCAAACCAAAUCAUACCCCGAACAAGGCUUAUAGGAAAAGAGUAAAAUCUAAAUAUUACAGGAAAAGGGUGCUUGCAAAAAACAAAAACUACCCACCGAAACACAUACCACAUUAUUCAAUUUACCAAAGUGAAGGAUUUGGUGAGCCACCGUCAGAUUUAAAAUCGUACAGUAAAAAUCAAGCAUACGAAACACGCCAAAAACCUUAUAAAGAAGUUACAGAUUCGUACGGAGAGCCAAUAAAAUCAAGCAAUAUUGAUCAUUAUCCACCAAUCCAGCACAAUCAAUUCCAUAAAGAACCAGAUUUAAGGCCAGGUGUAGGCUCUUGGCAAGAGUACGAGCAGCCAAAUGAUAAUGCGUACGCAUUUUCCAAGAAAUUCCCUGAACAAAAGAAACCAGGGACAUUCGAAAUUCCAGAUAUCGAUGAUGAGGAAGAUAUGAAAUUGGACAACAGUUAUUAUUAUUAUUGGUUACAAGAUAAACCAAGUUUCAAUAUGGAACAGAGUAAACUUGUAAGGAUGCCAUGGAAAGUAACAAAAAGGAUAAGGGAAGAUGAUGAUCUUCUAGUUGGUGGCCAAUACGCUGAACCUCCAGGAAGAUAUGUACCGAAAUUUCAACCCAGUGCUCCAAUGAUUGAUAACGAUGACGAUUUUUCACCUCCACGAAGAGUUAAUCCUGAUGCUGCCCAAUCAGCUACUAUAUCUCCAUAUGUCAAUUACAAACAUAGUAACAUGGCGUUCAGUCCACAAAAUUUGAAUGACGCAUUUAGUAUAGUAGAAAAAUAGUAUAAGUAUUGAUAAGUAAUAAUUGUAAGGUUAGUUUUGUUCCUUGUAUUCAUCUGCAUUUCUCGCAUUUUUAUGUAAUUUUUUGCUCAAAUUUUAAACAUUAUUUAGUACCUACUUUAACAUGUUCAAAUUCGUCGGAAAUGACUGUAUAAUAAUAUCGAUAGCUUUUAACAACAGAAUUUUAAUUUAGAUCUUAGUAGAACAAGUUAUUUUUGAAUAGAUAUGGAUGUGGCACAGUCAUAAAGCAACACCGUACCGUAACGGAAGCCCCGUGUUGCUCUAUGGGCACAGUGUACAUUGUUUUCAAUUUUGUCAGCAUUAUACCUAAUGAAAAAUGUGAAAUAAUUGCGCUGUGUGUGACAUCGAGACAGAUUAAUAUUCUUACAUUUUGUUUGACCGUCAAAAAAGAGCUGAAUAUUGAUAACUUUUAAGCCGUCGCGGUAGCACAAGGGAAUCAACAAAACAACAUCAUGAUUCCUCCUUAAUUAGGUCUGUUAUGCACGAUAAAAAUUACUUUGCAAAUUUACUACGAGACAACGCUUCGAAAAUUCUAAGUAGAACAAAAUUUUAUUCCAUGUAAGAAUGAGGACUUUGGAGAUAACAAUCAUAUUAAUUCUGUUGAAUAAGUAUUUAUUCCAUUUUUAAACUAUAAUUCGAAUUUCACAUGUAAGUCCAAUCGCAUACUAUAUUUGUAUGAAUUACGACAUGUACAAAGUUUUAUAACUUAUUUAUACGUUUCUAUAUUUAUCAUUUGGUUAGACAAACUUGUGUUGUGCAAUGUGUAAUUAAUAUUAAUUAAUUUUGAUAAGGUGUAAAGUAUUGCCCACAUUAGGUUAAGGCAAAUAAAAUUAAUUA
Messenger RNA from Plodia interpunctella (Indianmeal moth), 1984 nucleotides. RefSeq lists its product as uncharacterized. Lineage: Eukaryota; Metazoa; Arthropoda; Insecta; Lepidoptera; Pyralidae. Bases 62 to 1129 code for a protein of 355 amino acids. The record is from RefSeq and is a predicted model, not a curated record. The transcript is spliced from 2 exons.